Brenthis ino (lesser marbled fritillary) is the source of this 5430-nucleotide messenger RNA. NCBI's taxonomy places the organism in Eukaryota, Metazoa, Arthropoda, Insecta, Lepidoptera, Nymphalidae. The record is from the annotation of a GenBank genome assembly.
AUGCCGAAAGCUUUAAGUCUCAAAAAAGUACAGAAUGGUGCAGUAAAAAACCAAAAACCGAUAACACAAUUUUUUAAAACUACUCAACAGCAGUGCAACGAAGAAUCGCAAAAUAAAUAUCAAAAAUCAGAGAAGUUUGACUUAAAGUACACUAAAAGAAAAGCAUCAUCUCCCUCUAAAAUACAGCCAAGUGUCGCAAAUCCUCUUAAAAAAUGUAAAUUAGAUAACAGCUUUGAGAAUGGACAAUUUAUUGAAGUGCCUGACAAUAAAACAAGCUCAGUUUCAGAAUUGAAAGGAAAUUGUAGUAAAUUGUAUGCAAAAGAAAAGGAGAAUGAUGUCAGCAAUAUUAGUGAAGAUGGGAUUGUUGAUAAUGUUUUAAAACCAAAUAUGAAGUCCCCUCCUAUAAGCCCUAAAGCUAGGAAAAUUAUGUCACCUGUUGAAUUUGAAAAUGAAAAAGCAUCUCUGUCUGGAUGUACUGAAAAGAUGCAAGAGUUCUCAGAAAAUGAUAAACAUUUGGAUUUGUUUGAAGAUGAAUGGGACCAUAAUUUAGAGAUUGAGGAUCAUUUAGAUUUAAGUGUAAUGCAAAGGUGUAAGAUUAUUUCUAUCGAAAAACUGUCACAUAAAUUAAAAUUAAAACUUCAAAAUGAUAACAACAAUACAGGUGCCUGUAUUGUAGAAGGUGUUUGGUUACACACACCAUUAGAGGCAGGGGAGAUAGUAAGUAUAAUAGCAUCGCGCGACGCUUCAGGCCAGUUCAGCGUGAACAACACGUCUGGGCUGCUGGUGCUGCGGCCGGACCACCUCAUCUCCACAACAAACGUCGUGGCCGGCGUGUUCUGUAAACGGAAGGCUGUGCUGCAAGAGCGAUGGCGAGGAAUCGAUUCGGCUAAUACUGCGAUGACAUUAGGUAUUCUAGUCCAUGAAUUAGUACAAAAAGCUUUUAUGAAUAAUAUAUCAAAUAGGACUCUAUUGGGCGUAGAGGCUGAUAGUUUAUUAAAGGACUCAAUUCAAAUGUUAUAUAACUCAGGAAUUAAUGAGGCUGAAGCGCGAUCAAAUAUGGAAUUGUAUAUAGGGCCACUGGCUAAAUUUAUGGAGACGUAUGUCGUUAACAAACCAAAGAAUAUGGAUUCUGGUAAUGGUAAAUGGAAUGGUUUUGUAGAUAAAGUUCUAGACACUGAAGAAAAUGUUUGUUGUCCACAGUUAGGAUUGAAGGGAAAGAUUGAUGCUACCUUACAAGUUACUAUACAUGAAAAACGAAAAUGUCAGUCAGCAACAGUGCCCCUGGAGCUGAAGAGCGGGCGCGCCACGGAUUCGGUCGAGCACCGCGGCCAGGUCGUGCUGUACGGCAUGAUGCUAAGCCUGCAGCGGCGGGAGGACCCCGCCCGCGCGGCGCAGAGGGGAUUUCUCUUGUAUUUGAAAGAGUGCGUGGACCUGCGUGAGGUGAGCUGCGGCUACCCGGAGCGGCAGGGGCUGGCCGCGCUGCGCAACGAGCUGGCUCUGCACCUGGCGCCGGGCCCGCGCGCCCUCGGCGACCCCGUUGAUAUAGAAGACGCGUCGCGAGUGCUGCAGCAGAGCUUGCCGGAGCCGGUCGACCGUCACAACGCUUGCUCUAAGUGCGCUUACUUAACCAUCUGUUCCUUACAUUUAUGGCACACCAAUGGUCCAAAGGUGUCAGAAACUCAUCCUCUAUCGAAGUUAAAAGAAGAAUCUCUGGGCCAUCUCUCCUUAAAACAUAUAGAAUAUUUUUUAAACUGGACGAGUCUGUUAAAGUUAGAAGAAAAGGCACAAAUGACAAAUUCUCCAUUACAUGCAUUAUGGACUGAAAGUGAAGAAAAACGAUCAAAACGAGGGGUGUGUGCUGCUAAUUUGAAAUUGAAAAAUGUUACAAAUUCGGGAGAUAGAUUUUUACAUGUCUUUGUUAGACAACUAACAAGCUCAGGUUCAUUAAAUGGAAGUAAAGCAGCAAGUGGACCCCAAGCGGGUGAAUUUUCGAUAGUGAGCAUAGAAAAUCGACCCUGGAUCGCAGCUGGAGUAGUUACUCUAUCAAAUAAAAAUGAAUUACAUAUACUUUUAGAAAGAGAUUUAAGUCGGCGUUUAAGCAAACAAACUCUGUUUCACGUGGAUACUUACGAAUCGAACGCAACUACAGUACAAAAUCUUACUAAUUUGGGAGUGCUUAUGGAAGACAGUGACCGAGCCUUAAAGCUUAGAAAAUUAAUAAUAGACAAGGAGCCGGCGUCGUUCGCUGCGAAGCUGCCGCGCGAGGUGGGGCGGCUGGGCGCGCGGCUCAUGCGCGCGCUCAACGUGCAGCAGCAGCGCGCCGUGCUGCGCGCGCUGGCCGCCGCGCGCCUGGCGCUGCUGCGCGGCCUGCCCGGCACCGGAAAAACGCAAACGAUCAGCGUGCUCAUCCAAAUGCUCGUAGCUCUUAAACAACGCGUCCUCGUCACCGCGCACACGCACUCCGCCGUCGAUAAUGUGUUAAGCAGGUUACCAGAAGCACUCAAAAUACUGCGUCUGGGCCCGUCCAGCCGCGUGGCGCCCGAGUUGGCGGCGCGCGGUGAGCACGUCCUGCUCCAGUCUUGCCACACCACAGAAAAGCUGGCAGCCUUCUACGAUUCUAUGGAAGUGGUUGGAGUGACUUGCCUUGGCGCCACGCACCCAAUGUUAUCCAAAACCAUGUUUGAUGUUUGCAUUGUCGAUGAAGCUACACAAGUAUUACAAUGCACAGUGCUAAGACCACUUUUCGCCGCUCACCGAUUUGUACUGGUUGGAGAUCCUGAACAGUUGCCGCCUGUUGUUAAAAGCAAAGCGGCUAGACGUUUAGGGAUGGAAGAAAGUCUCUUCCAUAGACUUAUGAACGAAGAAACGACGACCACUCUGCAGCUACAGUACCGCAUGAACCAACCGCUUGUAGAUGUUGCGAACAAGGUGGCAUAUAAUAAUUCAUUAAAAUGUGCUAACCCAGAAGUAGCCAAAGCGUGUUUAAACGUAGAUAUACAGAAAAUAUCGCUAAAAUAUGCGGAAUCUCCAUGGCUCAUUACCGCAUGUUCUCCAGAAUUUGAAAAUGCCGCAAUUUUUCUGAACACGAUCCUUAAAAGACAGUCUGCGAAUGAGAAAGUAUUAGCUAAUACAGAAGAAGCAUGUGUAGUUAUGACGUUAAUAGACACUUUAAAAGAGGGUGGCAUCCUUCCAUCCGACAUAGGUGUCAUAGCUCCAUAUCGUGAUCAAGUAUCGUUACUGCGUCGUAUGUUGGCUGGUAAAGAAGUUGAAGCCAGCACGGUGGACCAGUUCCAAGGGAGGGACAAGAGUGUCGUUAUAUACUCGUGUACCAGACGUGACGAAGACGGGCGGAAAGUUAAGGAAAGCGAAGUCCUUAACGAUCAAAGGCGUUUAGCAGUGAGCGUGACGCGAGCAAAGCACAAAUUCAUCAUGGUAGGCGAUCUUCGGGCUUUAAAAAAAUAUACACCUCUUCUACGGCUGAUCGAAGUAUGCAAAAAUGUUGAUAUAGACCACGACACGAUCGCACAACUAAAUAUGAAAUAUGGCAGUGGUUUAUUUUUUAAAUUUAUCAAGAUGGUGAAAGCAGUCGCAAUUAUCACUGUCAGCGACAGUUGUUUUAAAGAUAAUUCUAAAGACACAUCUGGACCUGCAAUAUUUAACUUUAUACAAGAUAAGUUUCCACAAGCCAAUAUUCAUACAAUAAUAGUGCCUGAUGAAAAAGAAAUUAUAGAACGAGAACUAAAAUAUUUCUGUGAUUCUAAUAUUGAUCUUAUAUUAACUACUGGGGGUACAGGCCUAAGUCCCAGAGAUGUGACUCCGGAAGCUACAAAAUCUGUAAUACAAAGAGAAGUCCCAGCAAUAACUACUGCCAUGACAAUCGAGAGUUUAAAAAAGACUCCGAUGGCCAUGCUUUCUCGAGCUGUAGCUGGUAUUAGAGAUAGAACCCUCAUUAUUAACUUUCCUGGCAGUGAAAAAGCAGUAAAUGAAUGUAUUCAGGUUGUAAAAUCUGUUUUGUCACAUGCCAUUUCAUUAAUUGGUAAUGAAUUAAAUGAAGUAAGGACUGUUCAUGAUAAAAUGCAAUCUGCAUCAGAACAUGUUUGUCCUCACAAAGUAUUCAGUAAAGUUGAUAUAUCAAAAGUUGCCUUAAGACCACGAGAAUCACCAUUUCCUAUGUUGGAAAUGUCAGAAGCGUUUAAUAUUAUUGAUGCUGUGAUGAUGAAAUGGAAUGAGUGUAUAGAAGUCAUUCCAAUAGAAGACUCUGUGGGUCGUGUUGUAGCUCAAGAUGUUAUAGCUAAAGAGCCAAUGCCUCCUUUUCCUGCAUCUGUUAAGGAUGGAUAUGCAUGUCUUAGUUUGGACGGAGCUGGUAUACGAAAAGUUCGCAGCGUUGUGACUGCGGGUGAUACCCCGUAUAUGCCUCUAACACCUGGCGAAUGUGCUAGAGUUAAUACUGGAGCCCCAUUACCAUUAGGAGCCGAUUGCGUGGUACAGGUAGAGGAUACUAAGUUAAUAAAAGCCUCAGCAGAUCACCAGACCGAGCUAGAAAUCGAAGUGCUCGUAGCGCCUCAGGCUCACCAAGACGUACGCCCCAUAGGGUUCGACAUUCCUCUUGGAUCUGUAUUGGCUGAAAAAGGUGAUGUUAUCGAUGCAGCACAAAUUGGAGUAUUAGCCGGUGCUGGUAUUCAGCGUAUUGCAGUCAGAGCAUAUCCUAAAGUUGCCAUCAUGUCAACUGGCAACGAACUACAAGAACGUUCAGAAGAAACGUUACGGCCUUCUCAUAUCAGAGACUCAAAUAGAAUUAUGCUCAAAUUAUUGCUUAGAGAGCACGGUUACGAGAGCGUGGAGUGCGGCAUCGCGCGCGACGAGCCCGCGGCGCUGGCGGCGGCGCUGGCGCAGGCGCUGCCGCGCGCCGACGUGCUCGUGUGCUCGGGCGGCGUGUCCAUGGGCGAGCGCGACCUGCUCAAGCCCGUGCUGCUCAAUGACUUCGGAGCUACAAUACAUUUCGGUCGCGUUCGCAUGAAACCUGGAAAACCUAGCACCUUUGCUACGUGCGAGUUUCAAGGAAAGACGAAGUUUAUAUUCGCUUUACCCGGCAACCCGGUGUCGGCGUACGUGUGCUGCCUGGUGUUCGUGGUGCGCGCGCUGCGCCAAAGCACGCGCCACGCCAGCGAGUUCGCGCGCGUGGGCGUGCGCCUCGCGCACGACGUGGCGCUGGACCCGCGCCCCGAGUACGCGCGCGCCGUGCUGCGCUUCCCGCGCGCCGACGACCUGCCGCAAGCCACGCUGCUCGGCAAUCAGUGCAGCAGCCGGCUGCUGAGCGCGUGCGGCGCCAGCGUGCUGCUGGAGCUGCCGGCGCGCGGCGUCGUUACGCGCCUCGCCGCCGGCACCGUCGUGUCCGCGCUCGUCACCGGCAGGAUCGAUCUCACUAGGCUU